AGUGUUCAACGAAAUGAUUCGUCAGACGUCAUUGAUCACGUGCUGCUGAUAAAGUGACACUCCUUUGAAUUGUACCGCUUAGCGACUUCAGUACAUGCCUCAUAGCUCCAGUCUCAAACUUAACCCCGUUCUUGCUGAAGAAGAGGUCUGCUGGAUGGAGAAAGAAGCUCUGGUGAAAGAGGAGGAGGAGGAGGAGGAGGAGGAAGAGGAGGAAGAGGAGGAGACCGUUACAAUACAAAAACAAGUAGAGGGUGAGGCUGUUACCGUGAAAGAAGAAGAGAAAGACGUUUCUGUUAAAGAAGAGGAAGACGGAUUCCGAGUGAAAGAGGAUGACGAAGUUUCAGUGAAAGAAGAGGAGACUGACGAUGAACGGGCCCUGAUUAACACUAGAGAGAGACGUGACUCGUGGAUCCUCUGGGGGGCCUCAACAACCUCAUGAUGCUGAAGAGGCAGAGAAGAAUCUCUCCACGUCAAAACACCUCAAGAAACACCAGCAGAGACCCACAGGGAAGAAAUCUCACUGCUGCUCUGACUGUGGGAAAAGUUGCAAAUCUUCAUCAAAACUUAAAAUACACUAGAGAACACACACAGGAGAGAAACCAUAUAGCUGUGAACAAUGUGGGAAGAGUUUGACUACAUCAAGCCAUCUGAUUCGACACCAGCGUACACACACAGGAAAGAAGCCUUAUAGCUGUGAUCAAUGUGGGAAGAGUUUUCCUACAUCUAGCCAGCUGACUUCACAUCAGAGAACACACACUGGAGAGAAACCUAAUAGCUGUGAUCAAUGUGACAAGAGAUACUCUGAUAAAAGAUCCCUGAUCAAACAUCAGAAAAUACAUGCAUGAAGAAGUUGUUUAAUGAUAUCAAUGAAAUGAUGUCACAAUGUAGAAUGUUUUAACAUUGUAGUAGGAGUAUUUUAAUGAUGUUCUACCUUAUCGUUUGCCCUGUUCAAUUGAUUCAAUUGAUUAAUAUGGAUAUUAGCCUCAGGGGAAAAUCCAGGCUCUGAAUUGAAAGAGUAUUAUUUAACAAAAAGUGACUAACAAAAAAAGAGCUGUGUUACACUUACUGCGUUGGUGACCCACUUUAAUCAAAAUGUAUUACUUAAAUGUAGCUAGCUGUUUUUUACAAGUUGAAAAAGAUGCUUGUUUUAAAAAAUACAUGUAAUAUGAUAAUUGUUGCAGAUGUUUGUGUGUAUACACACAUGAAAGCAGUAUAAU
Messenger RNA from Salvelinus fontinalis (brook trout), 1217 nucleotides. RefSeq names its product glutamic acid-rich protein-like. Bases 95 to 439 code for a protein of 114 amino acids. The transcript is spliced from 2 exons. Lineage: Eukaryota; Metazoa; Chordata; Actinopteri; Salmoniformes; Salmonidae. The record is from RefSeq and is a predicted model, not a curated record.